AUGACGACGACGACGACGACACCGAAUCGCGUGCUGCUCAUCGACAACUACGACUCGUUCACGUACAACAUAUAUCAGUACAUGACGCAGCUCGGGGCGUCCGUCGACGUGAAGCGCAACGACGCGAUCACGAUCGACGAGAUCCGCGAGCUCCGACCCGACCGCAUCAUGAUCUCGCCCGGCCCCGGCUUUCCCGUCUCGGCCGGCGUCUCGUGCGACGUCAUCCGCGCGUUCGCCGGUCAGAUCCCCAUCGCCGGCGUGUGCCUCGGCCACCAGUGCAUGUUUGAGGUCUUUGGCGGCACUGUGGGCCACGCGGGCGAAGUGGUGCACGGCAAAGCGUCUGUGAUCCAGCACGACGGCAACGGCCUGUUCAAGGGCAUGGCGCCCGACUUCAACGCCAUUCGGUACCACUCGCUCGUGGGGCUGCCCGAGACGCUGCCGGACGUGCUCGAGGUCACGGCGACGGUGAAAGGCACGACGAUGAUCAUGGGCGUGCGGCACAAGGCGUUCAAGGUCGAGGGCUGGCAGUUUCACCCCGAGAGCAUCUUGACGGAAGACGGACUCACGCUCAUUCAGAACUUCCUCGACAUGUAG
This is a messenger RNA of Hyaloperonospora brassicae, 594 nucleotides long. The record is from the annotation of a GenBank genome assembly. Lineage: Eukaryota; Oomycota; Peronosporomycetes; Peronosporales; Peronosporaceae.